GUGCUAUUGUUCAGAGAGAUGUUGAUUUGAAUGUAAAUGGGUGACAUGCCAAACGCAAGGUGCUUAUUAAAUUGAUGUGUGUCUUGGCUUUUCUGGAAUGCAGGGUAAGAUCAGAGCGGCUGUAGUCAGCGGCUGCUCACAAGUCCUAGGAUGGCGAGUUAUGGUCACUUGGAGACCGUUGUGCCUUGUCCCAGGCAAACACCCAGGAGUGGGAGCUCCCCAAAUACCUGCGAUGGAGUCACCCCGAAGGCAUUGGCUUUUUCCAUCGAGAGAAUCAUGGCCAAGAACUCUGAACCAAGGAGCUCUACUGAACAAAGGCAAAGCUUGGAGAAAGCCGAAGGCAAAAAGGUUGGGAAAUUGUGCUCCCCUGUGCCUUGCGUGCUGCCCAUCCAACCCUUUCCUUAUGACUUGCAAGCGAAGGCUCUCCUGAAUUACUCGGAAGUGUGGAAGUCUAACCUGAGAGGUUCACUCUGUGCUUCAGCGCCUAUGUGUAAAUCAAACUGUGGGAUGUGCUACAAAACUGACCUAACUUUAGGCCCUUCCGUGAUGGCUGCAAACAGGCUGAUCAAACCCCAAGUCAUCAACCAAACGGUGGCGAUGCCUGCGAACGGCUCCCUCUAUUAUUUCAACUACCUAGACGCAACGUACCACCCUUCAGAGUUACUGCACGGCCACCACAUUUUCCCGUCUCAUAUCCUCGGCACUCAGCCGCCGGCCUCACUUUCCGCUCACCAGAAACUACUUCUGCUGGAGAACGCGAAAUUCGCCAGCCUGGCAGCGGAGAAAUACCCGAGCCCGCAAUUCCCUCACAAAGAACGCAUUCCGGGGCAGCUGGACCAAGUGAUCAAGGAAAACGGGAGCUUUCCAGUGGAAAAGAAUGUCAUUAAACACCACCAGAAACUGAGCAACGCGACGAGCGACGGCAAACCUAAAAACUUCACCUGCGAAGUUUGUGGAAAGGUUUUUAAUGCACAUUAUAACCUGACGCGCCACAUGCCCGUCCACACUGGGGCAAGGCCAUUUGUGUGUAAAGUCUGCGGGAAAGGGUUUCGACAAGCUAGUACCCUGUGCAGACAUAAAAUAAUCCACACACAGGAAAAGCCCCACAAAUGUAACCAAUGCGGUAAAGCAUUUAACCGGAGCUCCACUCUCAACACACACAUCCGGAUCCACGCCGGUUACAAACCUUUUGUUUGCGAAUUCUGUGGGAAAGGAUUUCACCAAAAAGGAAACUACAAGAACCACAAACUGACACACAGCGGAGAGAAGCAAUUCAAAUGUAAUAUAUGCAACAAAGCGUUCCACCAGGUCUAUAAUUUGACAUUUCACAUGCAUACCCACAAUGAUAAAAAGCCCUUCACAUGCGGCACUUGUGGGAAGGGAUUCUGUAGGAACUUUGACUUGAAGAAGCAUAUAAGAAAAUUACACGAUGGCAACUCAACUAUAGCGCCUGUGAACGAGCGCUCAAGAGUGGGGAUAAGUUAGUCUUUUGACUUCGAUUCGGAUUCUGAUUUCGCGGACAACCAUUUCUGUAUAUUGCAGUUUGAAAUACCAUCUAUCUGAGAUUAUUCGAUGCACUGCAAUGCUCUUUGCUUCAGAUGCCGGUUAUGGAACAGUGGAUAAUUCAUAAGAUACCAUUUCCCUGCUGAAUUUGUAGGUUUAAGCGGCUUGAAUUUGUUUCACAAAAAAAAAAUAUGAACGUCGCCAACACGUCCCGGCCCAAUAAUAUUGAGAAUGAAUAGUGGUGUAAAUAUACAUGUUAAUUAAAUGUCCCAUAUCACAUUAUUUUUUUUCUGUAUUGUAGCAUUUUAUAUCUGAAACAUACCGUGGAUUGGUAAAUAUGUAAUCUCGAAGUAUUUGUUAGAAUGUUGCUUCGUUUGCAUAUCUGUAAAUUUAAAUUAUGUUGUAAAAAUGAAUGUGUCCACUUGCAAAAUAAAAGUUAAGUUUCCAAGUAUGCAUUU
Messenger RNA from Amblyraja radiata (thorny skate), 1961 nucleotides. RefSeq names its product FEZ family zinc finger 2 (gene fezf2). The transcript has 4 exons. Bases 151 to 1485 code for a protein of 444 amino acids. Gene Ontology annotation, cellular component: nucleus. The record is from RefSeq and is a predicted model, not a curated record. Gene Ontology annotation, biological process: regulation of gene expression. NCBI's taxonomy places the organism in Eukaryota, Metazoa, Chordata, Chondrichthyes, Rajiformes, Rajidae.